Messenger RNA from Eremothecium sinecaudum, 609 nucleotides. Its product is annotated as HCL677Cp. NCBI's taxonomy places the organism in Eukaryota, Fungi, Ascomycota, Saccharomycetes, Saccharomycetales, Saccharomycetaceae. The transcript has a single exon. Bases 1 to 609 code for a protein of 202 amino acids. The record is from RefSeq and is a predicted model, not a curated record.
AUGAGCUCCAAAACCAACCUGGCCGUACUACUAUUCAAGUAUAAUGGGCUUUUAAAAUCAUUAGAUGAAAUGAAUAAAGAUGAAAAGUCUUCCGGGGAAGAACCAAUGAAGUUUGAAGGCUAUCUUUUGGCUGCUUUACAGUCUUUAACGUCUGUUUUUGAUGCUGUUGAUAUGUUAAGAGCUAUUGGUAUUAUUAGACCAACUAAUACUCUAUAUAAAAGGAUACAGCGCAACAGCUUGGACUCGAAGGUUAGAUUGGUUACGUCUUUACUUUUGAUAAGGAAAACUCUAGGGCAGCUAUUAAAGCUGGUAAGGAUACGGCAUGACCUGACAGCGGAGUCAAGUUCGAUUAGUAAUGCCGUGAGUUCCGAUAGCUUUACCGAAAAAAUCCAAGCGAAGUUUGAAGAAAGUUUGAAAGCUAUUAAUCAAAAGAUCAGGUUGGUAAUAAUUGAUUUGGUGGACCUAAUACUGUACCUGGCAUUCAUAGCUGUUGAUCUUUGCCGGUUUAAGAUAGUGAAAAGAUACGAAAGAGCGUUGCAGUUGAUUUUAAGCGUCUUUUACGCUGUGAAACCUUUUAAGGCAUUAUCGGAGUUUACUCAAAAGACUUGA